Drosophila rhopaloa is the source of this 2607-nucleotide messenger RNA. RefSeq names its product protein fem-1 homolog B (gene Fem-1). Lineage: Eukaryota; Metazoa; Arthropoda; Insecta; Diptera; Drosophilidae. Gene Ontology annotation, molecular function: protein binding. The coding region runs from base 48 to 2204 and encodes 718 amino acids. The transcript has 6 exons. The record is from RefSeq and is a predicted model, not a curated record.
UGGCCGUACUCGCCUGGAAAGGGGUGAUAUCGUGCGGCGGCCCGUGGAUGGCUUCCAUUCCUGGUGAUCAGUGCAAUAUCUCACACAUCUUGGCCAGAAUGGAGGUCGAUCCGGAUGAAGAGCCUCGCGACGAGACGCACACUUCCAUAUACGACGGUUACCCGCCCGAUUUCGGAUACUUUAACAUGGCCCACGGGAUGUUAGUGGAGAUCUCCGAGGAGAUCCGUGCUUUGUUUCCGCAGGAACCGCGUCUGCGGUUCUGCCAGCUGAACAACCUUUACUUGGCAGCUCGCAAUGGCCAGAUGUUAAGUUUCGUCGAGAUUCUGAACACCGUUAGCUGCAGGGCGGUGCAAACACACCUGGUUAAUACAAAUUUCGAUCAGCCAGAUGGACAAUCGCUGACCCCGCUCACAAUGGCCGCUAUGUCGGGCAAUGUGAAAUUCGUCAAGACCCUGCUAUCACACUACGACGUGGACUUGGAGCGGGAGUGCAAUGUCAUCUUCGACGGAAUGGUGGUCUACGGAGCCACCGCCCUCUGGGUGGCUGCCGGAAUGGGGCACCUGCAGAUUGUCAAGAUGCUCGUCCAGGCGGGGGCGGAUAUCAAUCACAAUACCAAGGCGCAGUCGUCGCCGCUGAGAGCUGCCUGCUAUGAGGGUCGAUUGGACAUCGUUGAAUUCCUUAUUGAUAAUGGAGCAGACGUAAAUGCCACGAAUUUGUUUAACAACAAUACGCUUAUGAUUGCCGCCUACAAGGGUCACCACUUAGUGGUGCACACUUUACUUCAGAACGGAUCGAGGGCUAAUGAUCAGGCCUUGUGUGGAGCCACUGCCUUGCACUAUGCGGCGGAGAGCGGCCAUCUGGAUGUGGUGGUGGCCCUGCUGGAUCAUGGAGCAACUCUUAAAAAGAAUGAGCUGGGCAUCACACCAGCCUUACAGGCUGCCGAACGUCUCCACGAGGAUGUUCUCGAGGCGUUCAUCCAGCGACCGGAACUGAUGAGCUUAGAGGAGCAGAUCACAGCCUUGGAACUCCUCGGAGCCACCUAUGCAAACGAUAAAACCAAGUACGAUAUAAAUAAGGCGUACAGCUAUCUGCUGAGAGCCAUGGAGCUGCGAUACAUCAAUCCUCGUGGUGUGGUUCGCAAGAAAGUUCAGCCCACAGUGCCCGCCUACGACAAUUGGUUUGAGACUGAAAAUCUGCCCGAAUUGUAUGCCAUCAAACUGAACCAUCACUCCAUCCACAUGGAGUCGCUGGCCAUUAGGGAACGCAUACUGGGCCGCAAUAAUCCGGAGUUGCCUCAGGCAAUCAUCUAUCGAGGGGCUGUGAUGGCUGAUCAGGGCCGAUUCUACCAGUGCCAGGUGCUUUGGAACUACGCCAUAGAUCUACGAAUGCGCAAUAAUGUUUCUGUGGAUCGCGAUCUCUUACGUUUUGCCCAGCUCUUCGCUCAGAUUCUUCGGGUAGAGAACCACAACCUUACAUUAGAUCACGUUCUUCCUGUCUUGGCAAAGUGCCAGCAGGAGAUCGAAAAAAACAAGUUUAAAAUAAAGGAAGCCAAGCCCAAUACUUGCCCUAGUAUGUGGCAGGACCAGAACAAUCAGAACUGCAUUACGGCGCUUUAUCUGAUCAAGAUCGUUACCCACCUGGCGCGACGCAAGAAGGACCAGGACAUCAACGAGGAGCACAUCCAGGAGCUAUUCCUAGUGGUUCGCAAAUUCAUACAGAACGACACUCGCCUGCAGGAUGGGCAGACAUUGUUGCACAUCGCCGUUAAUGGAGUGAUGCCGGUGGAUGAGUUCUACACAAAUGAAAUGUGCAGGUUUCCCUGCUAUGCCACUGCUCUGGUUCUGGUGCACUGUGGCGCUUCUGUCGAAGCCGUAGAUACGGCUCGGAACACUCCACUUCACAUAUUGGUAACCAAAGUUAACACCGCUCAGGAUCGUCAGGCGGAGAUGGCGCGUAUUCUGCAGCUGUUCGUGGAGGCGGGCGCCCAUUUGGACGCGGUGAAUGCGGCUGGACAGACAGCGGCCACAGCCUGCAAGCAGCCUGUCUUGGCCAAUCGGCUGCAUGGCCAUCAGAAUGCACACACCAGCCUGAAGUGUCUAGCUGCCCGAACAAUCGCCACCAACCGGCUGAACUUCAAGGGUCUGAUACCCACGCAACUGGAGGCCUUCAUCCAAAUGCACAGCGUGCACAAGGUGCUCCCGUAGAUUGCCAAAGGCAUAAGCCGCAACUGAAGUAAUUAGAACUGUGAAUACACUGAGCCACGUUGGAACACAUUUAUGUACGAGAUAAAUCGAAUUUAGCGACUUAAUUUAGCCAAAAGAAUGCAAAGGGAAACGUUUUAUUUUUUUACACAUUUUAUUUAGUAUUUUUCACUCUUAAUUUAUUUACAAUUACAAUCUGUAACAACUGCACACGUGGACUGACUGUUUGUUUGUAAUCAUUAAUCGUAAUCAUAACUAUUAAUCAUACAUUUUGUACAUUUUUUUAUGUAAAACUACUAUUAUUCGCAGUGCAAGAGGCGCAGGCCACCUAAGUUGAAUCAAUCGAAUUGAUUAUGUUUUUUAGGUGCAAGUGAAAUAAAGAACCAACCAAAUUAUGUAAAUCACA